Messenger RNA from Pezoporus flaviventris, 7383 nucleotides. RefSeq names its product DDB1 and CUL4 associated factor 7 (gene DCAF7). Bases 229 to 1257 code for a protein of 342 amino acids. The transcript has 7 exons. Gene Ontology annotation, cellular component: nucleus. Gene Ontology annotation, molecular function: protein binding. Lineage: Eukaryota; Metazoa; Chordata; Aves; Psittaciformes; Psittacidae. The record is from RefSeq and is a predicted model, not a curated record.
GCACGGCCUCCGCGCUGCUCCCGCCGCCGCCGGGGUCCGGAGCCUGGGGGCGCGGCGCCGAGCUGCGGCCUCCCCCGCUCCCUGCCCGGCCUCCCCGCGCCCCUGCCCGCUCCCACGGCCCGCUCCCGUCAGCCGGGCCCAUUGCUCCCCGCCGAGCCCGGUCCCGCCUCGGCUCAGCCCGCUGCCCCCCUCAGCCCCGCCGCUGCCCGGGACCCCCUCGGCCGAGCCAUGUCGCUGCACGGGAAGCGGAAGGAGAUCUACAAGUAUGAGGCGCCUUGGACCGUGUACGCCAUGAACUGGAGCGUCCGGCCGGACAAGAGGUUCCGUCUGGCGCUGGGGAGCUUCGUGGAGGAGUAUAACAACAAGGUGCAGCUUGUGGGUUUGGAUGAAGAGAGCUCAGAAUUCAUUUGCAGGAACACCUUUGACCACCCCUACCCUACCACCAAGCUUAUGUGGAUCCCAGACACCAAGGGAGUAUAUCCAGACCUGCUGGCAACUAGUGGUGACUAUCUGCGAGUGUGGAGAGUGGGUGAAACAGAGACCCGGCUGGAGUGUUUGCUGAACAACAACAAGAACUCUGAUUUCUGUGCUCCACUCACAUCAUUUGACUGGAAUGAAGUGGAUCCUUAUCUUCUAGGUACAUCUAGUAUUGACACAACCUGCACUAUUUGGGGUCUGGAGACAGGACAGGUUCUGGGAAGAGUAAAUCUGGUCUCCGGCCAUGUGAAAACCCAGCUUAUUGCACAUGACAAAGAGGUCUAUGACAUUGCCUUCAGCCGGGCAGGCGGCGGCAGAGACAUGUUUGCUUCAGUCGGUGCAGAUGGCUCGGUGAGGAUGUUUGAUCUCCGUCAUCUGGAGCACAGCACCAUCAUUUAUGAGGACCCACAGCACCAUCCACUGCUGCGUCUCUGCUGGAAUAAGCAGGAUCCCAACUAUCUUGCUACAAUGGCCAUGGAUGGUAUGGAGGUUGUGAUUCUGGAUGUCAGAGUUCCCUGCACUCCUGUUGCCAGGUUAAACAACCACAGAGCAUGUGUAAAUGGAAUUGCUUGGGCACCUCAUUCAUCCUGCCACAUUUGCACAGCUGCGGAUGACCAUCAGGCUCUCAUCUGGGAUAUCCAGCAAAUGCCUCGUGCCAUUGAGGACCCUAUCUUGGCCUAUACAGCAGAGGGAGAAAUCAACAAUGUACAGUGGGCAUCAACUCAGCCAGACUGGAUAGCUAUCUGCUACAACAACUGCCUGGAGAUCUUGAGGGUGUAACAUUACUGCUUCAUGCCACAGUGAGGCAGGGCUGUAUAACUACCCCUCCCCUCUAAAGUAAGAACAACGCAAGUCAAGUGGCCAGUAUCUGUGUUGCUUUGCAUCUACUGUUACAAGGAACUGUUACAAGAAUCAAUGGCAGGUUUCUCCUGUCUCUCCAAGACUCUAAAAUGCAGAGACGUGCUGAGCCUCUUGGACCUUCUGGGUUCUGGUUUCCUUCUUUUUCCCCCUCAGUUAAAGUUCUGUAUAUUUGUUUGACUGUAUUAAGAAGCUUGCAGGCUUUUAAGUUGCAGCAUAUGUCCAUGUGUGUGUCAGCCAGCUGAGGUAGCACAUCAACUAGUUUAAUAGAUGCAGGUGCAAAACAAGGUGUGUGGAGGGGAAGACACUGAUGUUAACAGCCACCUUGGCAGGAAUCUGUAGCAUUCCUGUUGUUGCUGCCUCUAAACUGUUGAAACAUUUGUAUGUUUUUUAUAUAUUGGGCUAUAACUUUCUAUUGAGUAAGGUGGUUUUUUUUUUCCUCCCUAAUUCUUACUUUUGAUAUGUGAUCCAUUUCCAUAUGCCCAAAGCAGGAUCUGUUCCUUGACACAACACUGCAGGCUCCCUGGCAGUAAAGGCCUGCCAGAAUUAACUGUUGCCUUGGCUCUUAUACCUGGUGAGCUGGGCAGAAUUUCCUGGUGCUGUGAAGUACAAGUACUUGUUGCACAACUUCUUUACACUUCUCUGAUGCUAGAGGCAGUUGUUACUAUGGUAGGCCUUAUUUUUAACUUAUAACUGGAUUUGUGUGUAUCCUGCACUUGUGGUAGCUGACAGAAUGGUUAUAGGUUUCAGGAAGAAGAUACGUGCAUGAUUUAAGCUCCCAGGAGGUAAACUGCUCCUGGCAAAAUGUGAUUUGUAAUGGACUUGGGAUUGAGACUUCCAAUCAAAUGAUUUCCCUUCGGAAGACUUCCUAUCUAAACCAAAAUAAAAUGGUUUCACACUUUGUAGCUUGCUUGAUUGGCAAAUGAUCUGAGCAAGAUUUUGGGCUUAGCUUGUACCUUGGGCUGUAUUCCUGGGAGUUCUUGAGAGGACUGCAAAGCAAUCUUCCUUUCCAAAGUGUAUUUGUUCUGUACUGUCAAGUCUUGUUGAAUGAGGGAGAUGAGUCAGAAGAGCUGGUCUGCUCUCGAGAUAAAAGCUGUUUCUCUGAAAGAAAUUAUUCCCUAAUGCAAUGCACAAAGAUAGAUGUCGAAGGAAAGAAAGCACCACUGAGGCUAAGGUUUGGCACUUGUCACCCUCAUAGCUUUGGGGGAUGUGCCCAAGGGCUUCUGUUUCAGUUUUGAAGAGUGAAUCACUCUACAAUAACACUUUUCAAUCAAAGCUGAGGGGGUUAGGCAAGAUAAAAGUCAUCGCUGAAGUCUUAAUGUAAUGUGGCUACUCAGAUGGAUGCUCUGCAGUACUGUCCCAGUGAAGACAUGCCAGGCAUAGCUGGUCUGGGAGGUUAUUCCAGCUGAGUCUUGAUGUAAAUGUCAGAACUGAUCAAAGUUCUUUCCACCUAGUGAGUAUUCACGUGCAAUUGGAGGCAGCAGGACACUGGCAAAUGUGGCUCUUGGCAGUUUGUGCAGGAAAGGCAAGUUGGGAAUGUGAUUGCAGUGAAACAGUGAAGCUGACACUGAAAGUACUGUCAAACAGAGAACAGAAUCAGAGGAGUUUCAUCACUCUGGACAUACAGCAAUACUCUUCUACAGGCUGCUUCUCAAUGUGGAGCUCAGGAAAGCACUGCCUGGCUUUGAAUUUGAUAGGAUUUCAGUAGGGACAGCUUUAUUCUGUCACUCUUUUUACUAUCAGAGAACCAAGAGACUCUCACACAGUUCAGGCUCAUGUUUUGUCAAUGCCAUUCUGUGUUUGGUUGUGGGAUACUUGAUAGAAAGCUUGAUUUGACUUGAAGGUCAGUUUUUUCUUACUAGCAGCAGUGCUAUGAGUCCCAUAGAUCUGAUCUAAAUGUCAGACCAGUGUUAGCUGAAUGAUAGGGUACCACUUAUUACAAUAACACUUCAUCUUAAGCUGGCAAAUACUUGUGCAGAACGAAGUGAAGAGGAAGAUUUCCUUAAUAGAGGCACUUAAUGGCAUUCACAGCUUUAGAUACUCAUUUACAAAUCUGUACUUGUCAUGUACUGUUUAAUUAUGAACGGUAGGCAUAAUAUGCUGUGUUACUAAGAGGGAACUACCUGUAGUUUUAAUACUUUCUGUAGUCCCCUUUAUACUUCAAAGCCAUCUUGUAUCGAUGGCAUGAGUAAAAGAUGGUACAUCUGUGGCUCACCUUAAAAAUGCAGCUUUUACAGCUGCAGAGCUGUGCUUUAAAAAAGACAAAAGACAGUUUAAAGUCACUAAAAGACUCCAUAGGCUAUAUUAAAUGGCAAAGGCAGUUUAUUCCUAGAGGAAUACAAUCUAUUAUACUAAGAUAAGGGAGCAUGUAUAAGAGAGCUAAUAGCCUAACAGCUCAGGUAGCUUUUGCUACUGUUGGAAAACAAUUCUGUUAUGAACUUGAUGAGUGUCAGUUCUUCCAUCCAUAAAACUGCUUAAAGUUAUCUGUGGAACUUGGAAACCUGUUGCAAACUUGUCAAAGACAAGCGAAGGCAUCUUGUAGGCUCCAGUGGGUUCUAAAUAAAGCCUGAAUCCUGUUUGUUUAGCCAGUUGGGGUACCUUCUGGAUCCACAACAUAUUGCUUUGGGCAUAAUCCAUUGUCAUUCUUCAUAUGAAAUUACAUUUGAAAUCACUGGAGGCUGGUUUAGAACACGGAAAUGCUCCUUAAAAUAGCUUCUUUUCAAAGGAGUCACUUGAAAGGUUAAUGACUGAAAAGACAUGAAAAUCCUCAUGGGUGAGAUGUUCUGUAGUGCAAAUGGCACUUCCAGAUAGAGAAGGAAGUGAGAGGCUUUGGUGCCCUUUUGCCAGCACCUGCUGACACAGAGGCAGGAAACUCAUGGUCUGCCUCCUGCUUCAAGUUUGUUUGCAAGAUAAAAUAAGCCCCUGAGCCUUGUCACUGUAGUCUGUGAUUCAGAAGGUACAGUUUUUGUCAUGUUUUGCAUGCUUAACAAUGAUGUUGAGUGUAAAGGCCCUAUAAGCAUUAGUUUUGUCCAGGAGUUUACUGCACAAGCAGAGGAUGCAGAGCAACUGCUUUCACAUGCUUCCUAUCCCUUGAGUACAAAGUAACAUGCAGGGAAAAGUGAGCAUCAGUGAGGUUAGCAAAGCAGAACAUCACAUGCUAUUGUUGGUAUAGGCAAGACUGAUUUUGGGGCAGAAAGAUACAGACUUAUGUAGUUCUGUAUCACUUCUCCAGUCGAUUAAUUCCAGAUCCUAAGCUAAUGUUUGGUGGUUAUAUUCUGUUUUAAACCAAGUUCUCUUGGUUUAAACAGAAUGUAGAUUCCUGCUUAUAUAUUGGCCCUCAACCAGGAGAUCUUGAUCGUGUAAAACUCAUUAGUAAGGUGAAAACAAGGUGGCUGGCACAUUAGUGCAGAGGGUGCCAGCUCUGUUAAUUCUCUAAAUGAAAUGGGCUAUGGGAGGUUGCAUCUCUAGGAAAUGUACUGCAUGCAGGGAUUUAAAAGGCAAGGAUCUGAGUGCUCUGACAAUCUAUUUAGAAAGAAAACAAAGUGGUUUCAAAGAAUGAUGCAAAAGGAGACUGGAUAAUACAGGUUGUUCCUUAUGGAACCUUGAAAUGUACUGAACGGGGGAGGCAUUGCCUCUCAUAAGUCAAACUUAAUGAUCCUUUCAAAACUUAGCUGCAAGUACUCUCCUGAAUGUUCUGGAUAAUAGUAAAAAGAUCUAUUUUUGCCUGGUGUUGCAAUGAGAAAGCUGCAUCAGUCUCCCCUGCAGAUCACUGCAUGCCAGAGCCUAGGUGAGGGGAGGAGUCCCAUAGCUUAGAAUUCACAGAUGCUGUUGUGCUUGUUUUAAAUGUAAAUGAAGAAAGCUGAGUGUGUCUGGUUUGUUCUCUUGCAGAUGGCACUUUAUCAAGUAUAUUUUUGGUGAGAUUAGGAGGGGAGUCGUCUUUUCCUCAGCCCUUUUAUGGUAGGCAUUUGUCUGUGUGUUGUAUGAAACGUUAAACACCACGGUCACCAAAACCCUAAACUGGCUGUGGUGGUUGUGGACCCUCUUUUGGUUCCACUGAACACCAAAACUGAGCACUUGACAAUGCUGUUAAUGUGAAACUGAAGCUCUGUAUUGAGACUGCCACAACCAACCCAAGCAGCCUCGUGCUGGUUGUUACCCACAGAGUCCCUUUUGCUGAGGACCUUGAUGGUGUUUUGAGUCUUCUGCCAUCCAAACAGGAUGGCAGAAGUUGGUUGUGUAAAGAUGUAGCUGGAUUCUUUGCUUAACUUAUUUUUGUGAUAGACAAACUGCAGCUGCUGUCUGUAAAGUCUAACCUAAACUCUGGAACUUGUCCUUUCUUUCUCAGUGGUAUUUAAACUCUUUCAGGCCAUCCUGAAAAGGAUGAACAGCAGCAAGGGUAAGCUCUUGGCUCAAUAGAUUGCACAGUUCCAUCAAGGUACUGAAGGGUUUAGUCUUCCCACUGCUUACUGGUCCUGCCACCCCAAAUCCUGGCUAUAGUACCCCAUCAGUUAACACAUUCUCUAUGAUACAUGUUUCCUGCUUUCUAGCAGUAUUCCAGAGCAGGCCUGUGCUUAUGGUACAAUGAACGUGAAAAGGAAGUGUCCAAAAUCAGCUCUGGAAUGAGCAAUGGCCCCGCUUCUCUUGAUCUUUGCAGAGAAUCCAAGGAAUCAGUUGUAUGUGGCACUUACUGAGCACUUUCUCACACUUACUUGGAGAUGCAGCUGCAUUCCCCCUGCUUACCUGAGAACAGUCAGGAAUGUCUGGUUUUCAAGGACAUUGAGAGGACUGUAGCAUGCCCAUGGCUCCUCUCUUUAAAGGGAAGACAUCCCCAGUACUGAUCAGCACCUUUCACCAGCACUAAAACCUGGUAAAUAUAGAAUGCAGCUGAAUCCCAGUCACUCACUAGUGAUUCAUGGCAGUCUCCAGAGGCAAAGGCACCUGUGAGUCUGGCUUGCUGCUGCCCCAUUCCAGAUGAUCCCUUUGCCAAGUAUCCCAGUGGCCUGUUGUGCAGCCUCUGAUACUUGGCAUCAAACUAGAAUCCCCAUCAUCAUAAAAGCAAUGUACAAAGUUACCCACGUGGCUUCCAUCAAGUUGAUUUCUGGUCAGAAAAUGUAACCAAGAGAAGAAAUAAGCUGUUUCCUGAAGAAAAUGCUGUGGCCAUGAGCAGCUGCAAGCCCAUGUUCCAGCUGUCAUCCCUUGGAGUUUGCUUUCCUGCUUGCAAGACAUGCGACUCACCAGUCCCCUCGGAUAGAGAUGAGGAUGAGUCUGUGGAACCUGAGCAGGGGCAGAAAUGCAAGAGGCAGAGAAUGAGUGAGUCUGGUCCAGCUGAGAAGCUUUUCUUUUCCUUUGACACCCUGGUAAAUAUGAAUUCUGCAAUCUACUGCUUAAAGGAACCUUUUCUUUUGUUAGCCUUGGGUUGGUCGCAGUGCCCAACGUAGCUGAAACCUGUUGCACCGAAGCAUUUUUGUUCCCAGUAGUCAAGUAGAUGUUCACUUUUCUGUGUGUUUUCCCUUCUGCUCUUCCCACUCACCGUCCCGUUGUGGUAAUUUCCUGAAGGUGUAAUAUUUGUAGCAUGAUUGUACAAGCAUCCAUAGGCGAUUCCUGACAUCUUGUUCUCACUAAACUAUGUUAAAGCAAUAGUAGUUCUACUUCUGUCCUCCUUUUCUCCACGUUCCCUAUUGAGAUUUGUAACUCUGCUGCUGUCCUAGAGGAAUCCUAGUAUCCUGCUAUUCAACAGACCUAUGUUGUUGACAUGGAUAACUGCAGUGUCCCUAUAUUCCUUUAUUUUUAUGGAGAAAAUACAAAACCCAGUUUUGUUACAAUGGAUUUUAACACCUGAAUCAUGGAACCAUGUUGUUGAAACCUUAAAUUUAAACGCAACUUUCUGAAAUGGCUUGGACGUUGCAUCCUUUUAUGCUCUUUCCUGCUUCCUAUGUAGUUCGAUUCCGGUUUUUUAACCUCCUUUCUAAGUUUCAGCCUCCUGUGUAUUAGGUACAGUAUUUUCUGCCUUUCAUACUUUGUAAUAAAAAUGGAACAUUUGUAGAUCGA